This is a messenger RNA of Closterium sp. Naga37s-1, 891 nucleotides long. The record is from the annotation of a GenBank genome assembly. Lineage: Eukaryota; Viridiplantae; Streptophyta; Zygnematophyceae; Desmidiales; Closteriaceae.
AUGCUCUGCUCGGUUCGUGCGUGGCGUUGUGGUGGUGGUGGCAGGUGCUCGUUCUACGCGGUGCUGGACGGGCAUGGCGGGCGGCGAGCGGCGGAGUGGGCAGCCAAGCACGUGAACGGCGCUGUGAUCGCAGCAGGCCUGCCACGUGAGUCGGUGGGUGCUGCUGCCGCUGCCACCACUGCAGGCGCUGUGCCUCCCAUUGUCCCAUGCACUGUCGGCCAUUGGAUGAACCCUUUCAUUCUUGCGCUGCCCGCUUUCAUGCUAAAAAGGGUCUCCGUUGCGCGCGUGCCCGUGCAGGUGGACAUCAAGAAGGCGAAGCGAGCCAUCAUUGAAGGCAUGAAGAGCACGGACGAGCAGCUGCUCAAGGAGAGCCUCGCAGGCAACUGGCAGGAUGGAGCGACAGCAGUGUGUGUGUGGGUGCUGGGCCAACAUGUGUUUGUUGCCAAUCUGGGCGAUGCCAAGGCAGUGCUGGCCAGGGAGGCAGAUGCAGCAGCACCGCCAGCUGCCUCCACGCCCACAGCAGCAGGCCCCCCGGCAGGGCGUGGGCAAGGCAGUGAGGGUGUGGCGCUCAAGGCCAUCGUGGUGACUCGCGAGCACAAGGCAAUCUUCCCAGCCGAGAGGCAGCGCAUUGAGAAGGCAGGGGUAUCAUGCACGCCUGACAUCAGUGUCUUUCACCUGUCCCCGCGUGACCGCUUUCUCCUGCUUGCCUGUGACGGCCUCUGGGGGGUGUUCAGUCCUGCUGAUGCUGUCAAGUUCACGCAGGACCUCUUGCAGAAAGGGGUGUCGGUGGAAUCUGCUGCUCGUAGAGUGGUGAAAGAGGGUGUGUGGGAGCGCAAGUGCAAGGACAACUGCUCCGUGUUGUUGCUGUCAUUCCAUCACUUUUCCGCGUAG